AAACCCUCCUCUAGUUCACUUCGCUUCUGGGUUCAGUGUUGGGUGCAGUCACUCCCCAUUUGAACCCUUCAGAAGAGGCAUGAAAUUUGAAAAGCAGCAAUACUUGUGUCUGGAGGAAGCGAAAACUAGAUGCCCAGGUGAAGUUUAAGCUCCAAAUUCUGUCUUCUUUCCUGCAUAAGCCUGUUCUGUUGAAAUGUUUUUUGUUUUCAAUUCUCACCAUGCAAUUCGCAAAGCAAUUGCUAAUCCUCACAAGGUAGCUGAUUUCUUUCAGUUACGUCCUUCUGUAUUUGGUAUUGAUUUUGCAUAUAGAUCCACAUGCAAUAUUUGUGGUCACCCUUCUGCGUUAAUUUUGUUCAAUUCGUUUUCCUCUUCUUUAGCUUCAAGAAAUGGAGAAAGAGAGGAUUUUUAUGAUAGCAACGAUGGUUCUAAAAAGUUUAGACUAAUGGGUUUUCAUGAUGCUGAGUGCAAAAGUAGUAGUUUUGACGAGAUUGAAGGAGAUGUAGAAUGUAGCGAUAGUGAUAAUGAUGAUAAUGAUAUUUUGGUUGUGAAUUCUGUUAAUAGAAACCAUGGUCAAAAUGAAGGCGUUAGGAAAAUUGAGAUAGAAGAAGAAGAAUUUCGACACCCUUUGGUGAGAGAAAUUUGUAGGUUGAUUGAACUUAGGUCGACUUGGAAUCCUAAGCUUGAAGGGGAAAUGAGGCGUUUACUAAGAAGCCUCAAACCUCGACAAGUUUGUGCUGUUUUGCAGUCCCAAGAUGAUGAAAGGGUUGCUUUAAAAUUUUUCUAUUGGGCUGACCGGCAAUGGCGGUAUAGGCACAACCCAAUUGUGUAUUAUGCAAUGCUUGAGGUCCUUAGUAAAACUAAAUUGUGUCAAGGUGCUAGGAGAGUUCUUCGGCUCAUGGCACGUAGAGGAAUUGUGUGUCAGCCUGAAGCUUUUGCUUAUGCAAUGGUGGCAUAUAGUCGGGCAGGUAAGUUGAGGAAUGCAAUGCAAGUCUUGACUGUUAUGCAGAAAGCAGGUAUUGAACCUAAUUUGUUGAUAUGUAACACUACCAUUCACAUUUUGAUAAUGGCAAAUAAGUUGGAGAAGGCACUUAGAUUUUUAGAGAGAAUGAAACUUGUUGGAAUCACACCAGAUGUUCUCACUUAUAAUUGUUUGAUCAAAGGAUACUGUGAUGUUCAUCAAAUUGACGGUGCCAUGGAGUUGAUUGCUGAAAUGCCCCUCAAAGGAUGCUCCCCGGAUAAAGUUAGUUACUAUACUGUGUUGGGUUUUCUUUCCAAGUACAAGAGGAUCAAAGAAAUAAAAGACUUAUUAGAGAAGAUGAUGAAGGACAAUAAGCUGUUUCCUGAUCAGGUUACUUAUAAUACUCUAAUUCAUAUGCUUUCCAAGCAUGGGCAUGCAGAUGAAGCAAUUGAGUUUUUAAGGGAAGCUGAAGAAAGGGGAUUUCAGGUUGAUAAAGUUGGGCAUAGUGCUAUAGUUGACUCAUUUUGUAAGCAGGGAAAGAUAGAGCAGGCAAAAGCAAUUGUGAAUGAAAUGUUCACUAAAGGUUGCUCUCCUGAUGUAGUGACGUAUACUGCUGUGGUUAAUGGACUUUGUAAGGUUGGGCAGGUAGAGGAGGCUAAAAAGAUGCUUCAGCAAAUGUACAAGCAUGGAUAUAAGCCAAACACUGUAUCCUAUACUGCCUUGCUAAAUGGGCUUUGUCGAAAUGGAAAAUCAUUGGAGGCAAGGGAGAUGAUGAACAUGAGCGAGGAAGACUGGUGGACCCCAAAUGCUAUCACUUAUAGUGUUGUGAUGCAUGGGCUGCGAAGGGAAGGGAAGCUGGCUGAGGCUUGUGAUGUGGUGAGAGAGAUGCUUAGGAAGGGAUUUUUCCCAACUCCUGUUGAAAUUAAUUUAUUAAUUAAUUCACUUUGCUGGGAGGGAAAAACAGUUGAUGCAAAAAUAUUUAUGGAGGAGUGUUUAAAAUGGGGUUGUGCUGUCAAUGCAGUAAACUUUACUACUGUGAUUCAUGGAUUUUGCCGGAAGGAUAAUAUAGAUGCUGCUCUGUCAUUGCUGGAUGACAUGUACCUAAACAACAAACAUCCUGAUGCAGUCACUUAUACAACAAUAAUUAAUGCACUUGCAAAGAAAGGUAGAAUAGAAGAGGCUACUAAAUUUACUCUGCUGAUGCUUAAGAAGGGAUUGGAUCCUACACCUGUGACAUAUAGAACAGUGAUCCACUGGUAUUGUCAAAUAGGAAAAGUGGAAAAUUUAUUAAAAUUAUUGGACAAAAUGCUUUCACGGAAAAAAUGCAGAACAGCAUAUAAUCAAGUUAUUGAGAAACUAUGUAGCUUUGGAGACCUGGAGGCAGCUGAUAAACUCUUAGGUAAGGUUUUGAGAACAGCCUCAAGAAUUGAUGCUAAUACAUGCCAUGUGCUAAUGGAGAGCUAUUUGAGUAAAGGGAUUCCUCUAUCAUCUUAUAGAGUAGCUGUUAGAAUGUUUAACCGGAAUCUGAUUCCUGAUUUGGAGUUGUGUGAAAAGGUGAGUAAGAAACUGACAUUAGAAGGAAAAUCAGAGGAGGCAGAUAACCUCAUGCUACGUUUUGUUGAACGAGGAAAUACCUUACAUCAUGGUCAACAUAUCUCACAAAGCUCGUGAACAUCAUUUUUUGCCAAUGAUACCUUCAAGGGCUUCAAAUGGUUGAUUUACUGAAACAUGGACAUAACAUAAACUUCUGAUGUUAUCUACACAUACAAACAUCGAAAAGGAAAGACCAAUACAAGUUCUGUGUUGUAUCAGGCAUACAGUUGAUUUGCGCUAAAAUGUGCUCGGAGAACUUGAGGAUGGGACCUUUCUGACUUAGUCAACACCAUGGAAAGCAAUGAUCUCUUAUGACUUUCUUGAUGGGGGAACAAGAAGCGGCACAUUGGGAUUCAUGUGAUGGGGCGUUGCUGAUGGUAGCUAAGAGCUUUUUCUUUUUUGAACCAGACUGGGAGGCAAUUGUUACUUGUUCAGGUUUUGUCUCUCCCUCUUACAAAUUUUCUGGGUUUUGUGGUGGUUUCAACUUUCAUGUUGUAAAUUUAUUGGUCCCCGUAAUCAGAGAAAAUCUCAUAUGAAACAAUUGAUGUUAUUUGAGUAAUUUUAGGUGGUAGUUUUAGUAAUUAUAGGACAAAGUUUUGGUAGUUCUUUUAUAGAUAUAUGCAUGUGUCCUGCGGCACUGUGCAAGUGGUUAGUCUAUAUGACAAGUGAUGGGCUAGGUUCAUGAAAGCAUUCCUCCCGAUUAUUGUCUAUUUGGAAACCGAUUCACUGGUUAAAUCUUUACUGGUAGAUUACCACUUGUGAUGCUGUCUUUACUCUAAUUUGUAGGCCCUGGAAUAGCAGAAACAACUGUAUUUCAUUUCUGUGACUAAUUGUGACUAAUCAUCAACUACUGGUUCCUGAAGUGCAAUUGAAUUUGGGUAGGAAGCAAGCAGCAGAUCACAACUUGUCAUGCUGUCUUUGUUCUAUUAUGUGGGUCCUUUGGCAAGGCAGAAAGAACUGUACUUUUUUUCCCAUUACUAAUCAUCAACUACUGGUUCCUGAAGUGUAAAUGUAUUUGCAUAUGAAGGGAACAGAUGUUUCCUCGUCUGGAAUGACAGCUUAGAAUUCUUUAUGGUCAAGAAGUAAACAAGUCUGGAAUGGAGCUUAACCAUGUGUUUUCUGGAUGUGCACUGAGCUAAAGUUUAUUUGAAAUUUUAUUUUAUUUUUUGACCAUGGAGGGAUGAAAUGAAUCUGAGAACAUAUUUAGAUUUAUGUUCAAAAUUUGGUUUACUGAUCCAA
Molecule: messenger RNA, 3790 nt
Organism: Manihot esculenta (cassava)
Lineage: Eukaryota; Viridiplantae; Streptophyta; Magnoliopsida; Malpighiales; Euphorbiaceae
Product: pentatricopeptide repeat-containing protein At1g09900
Exons: 3
Coding region: 194-2629 (811 amino acids)
Molecular function (GO): protein binding
Source: RefSeq, a predicted model, not a curated record